CCAACCUUCUUAGGUGUGGCUGAGCCUAUAUAUAUCAGCCACACCUGCACUGUCUUCACUUUCAGGUCAAUCAGAUUCAAUUAAAAGGGUCCAAAAUGCUCCUAUUUUGGGUUCUAGAAUUUGCUUUAGCGGUUUUCGCUUGUGAGCCCAUAGGAGAUACUGAUGCAGCCUGUAGAAACGACUGUUACCGAAAAGACUGUGAUGGAACAGUGUAUGACAUCCAAGAGGCUACUUGCUGUGAAAACAAACUUCACCCAGGUGCAAGUUUGUCUUGUUGUGGAAAUGAGCCUUACAAUCCUGAAACAGCCACUUGUUGUAAACACAAUCUCACAGCCAGUGUUACUCAGGAUCUGAGUGAAAAGGUGUCCAAGUGCUGUGACCUGAAGGCCUACAACCCAGUCAAUGAAAUAUGUUGUCAAUCAACCAUCAUAUCAAAACCUGGACCAAUGGCUGAAUGCUGUGGUAAAGAUGUUUUUGAUAAGGACAAGCAGUUGUGUUGUGGUCCAGCUGAUAAUAAGACAAUUCUGGUGAGGAAUUCCCGUCACCAUGAGUGCUGUGGUCACAGCCAGUACGACACUGAGACUCAGUGCUGCUGUUCAAAUGAGGAGAAGUUGGAGAUACAAUCGAAGGAUUCAUCCUGCUGUGUCAAGAAUUUCACUCCAGGUGUACAAAAACAGAUCACAGAGCUUCAACCCAACUGCACUGAACCAAACACUCAUCUCUGUGGGUCAUCAUGUUACAAUCCAAAGGAAAGUCAGUGCUGUGAGAGAAAUCAAAAGCCUCACUGGUUCUGUGCGUCAGGUGUAAGCAAGACAACACCAGCUGUGUAUAACCCACGCACACAAGUCUGUUGUAAUGGAUGUGUAUCUGUAUGGAAGCCUUGGAUAGAUCAAUGCUGUGGAGAGACGCCGUAUGGCUCGGCACAGCGUGGAGUUCUCUGUUGUAAUAACACCUUGUACGAGGACAGAGACGAUGGAGAGCAAUGUUCAGAGAUGGGUAUUCCUUACAACCCGGCUAAAGGGACCAUAUGUUGUUCUCAGUUUCACGGCAGCCCAGGACAACACUGCUGUGGGACAGAAAUUUACCGGCCUCAUGCUGAGAUCUGCUGCAAUGGACACAGGCAUCUCAAAUCAGAAAACAUUUACUGCUGUGGGGUCAAAGCCUACAACAUUAAAGACCCACAGAUGAAGUGCUGUGCAGGAACACUGUACAAUCUGACAUCAUUAGAUGAGCAUGGAGGGGACGUGCAGUGCUGUGGAUCCAUUCUGCAAAAGCCACAGGACAUUUGCUGCUCAAGUGAGGACAAAGAGGUGCUGUACUCUGCCAAGACAGGGUUUAGAUGCUGUGGUCACUUCUACUAUAACACCACCCUGUGGUCAUGCUGUGCUGGGAGGCUGAGAUCAAUCCAUGAAGCAGGACAGGAUCAGAGAAAGAUGAUAAAAGAAUCCAGACUUCUAUCUGUGAAUAAUUUGAAUAAAGCUAAUCUUUCCGAAGUGUACAUUGGGGCUGUGGAAAGUGUCUCUCUGCAGAGCGUUGUGUUCAGGAAUGUUUUGAAGGUCUAUGGGAUGGAGGCCAAAGUGAAAGCUCUGCCUUUGCCCUACGUCCUGGAAACAAAUGAUCGCUGUAGCUAUCCUAAACUGAUUCCUGGGAAGACCUACUUCUUUAACAAAGACAAUAUUUUCACUGGUUUCAUCAAUGAUUCUUUUCUUCAGUCACUCCAUUUCAUUAUUUCCGAGUGUUCACCUAGGAUAGAAUAGAAUAGAAUAGAAUUCAACUUUAUUGUCAUUGCACAUGUCACAGGU
Messenger RNA from Oreochromis niloticus (Nile tilapia), 1802 nucleotides. RefSeq names its product galaxin-like. The record is from RefSeq and is a predicted model, not a curated record. NCBI's taxonomy places the organism in Eukaryota, Metazoa, Chordata, Actinopteri, Cichliformes, Cichlidae. The transcript has 15 exons. The coding region runs from base 96 to 1757 and encodes 553 amino acids.